CGGUCCAGAAGUAAAGGUUGUUCGAUUACAAAUGGAAAAGGAUAUUGAGAUUUUCAUGCAGCUUCAUUCCUCUCUAGGAUGGCGAGCUCCGCCCACGUAUUCCAAAUCUCUGGGAUCAAAACGUGCACCAAGAAGCGAAAGUUGAUUCAUGGAAUUCAGCUGUUGGGUGGAAACUAUAUCGGUGGCUCAGUCUACGAGCAAGCCUGCACCCAUAUCAUUGUUCCUCAAGUCUUAGCCAGUGAAAAGUUUUUGUCAGCCUGUGCCGCAGGCAAGUGGGUUGUGACUCCAGAGUAUGUUUUGGACAGUGUCAAGCAUGGCUCCUGGCUUGCAGAGGAACCUUACGAAAUAGCCCUGUUCCCAGGUACCCCUUCAGCCUUCUACCCUGUAAGGCAAUGGAGGGAGAAGUUGGACAAAGGGAGCUUGGAAGGAGCUUUCCAUAACUGGAGAGUUCUUCUUAUGGUGAAAGACCCCUCCUGUUGGGCCACAUUUGAAAGGAUGCUGAAAGCAGGUGGGGCCAAAGUUUAUCCCUUCCCCCCUCCGCCUGAUGCAGAAAUUACACAUGUCAUGGCUAAACCUGUCACAGAGAACACAAAGGCUCACAAUGCGCCAUGCUACCCUUUAAGCUAUAUUGCUCAGCAUCUCUUUGGGGACCAUUAUAUGAAUUUCUACAAAGACGACGAUGAACUGCCUGAAACAAAAAGGGCCAAAUGCCUCAAUGUCAGCUUCUUUGAGCUGGAGUCGGAGCUAAGGGAAUACAUUGACAGACGGGAGGGUCAGACGAGACCAGUCUUCCUUGAAUUUCUGGGUUUGCGUGAUCCACAUCAUCCACAUUCGCAGAUAAUCGUAGCAGACUUCACCAAUGUUGCCUGUAUGAUAGAGUGUGGUCUCUUCUGUGAGGCCUUAGACUCAAUCAGAAGUGAACUGUUCCCAUGUGUGCUACCGCCAGCGCCCUACAUGGUCUCUCUCCUGGAGUUCGCUGUGCAGGGUAAUGCCACCCCUGUCUUCCUCAGAAAUUUCCAGGAGGUUUUGCACAUAUUGAUAAUGAUCAAUCCUCCUUGGCAGUCUCCCAGCACAGUGAAAAAAUAUUUUACUCAGGUGUUGCAGUGUCCACAGUGCAAAAAAGGCCUCUGGUCUUUUAUAGAAUCAGCUACCAGUUAUUGUCAGUCCAGCAAGGAUACUUGUCACCCACUCCCAGGCCAAACCACACCUGCGCUGUUGCAGUUCUUUAGUGGGCUUCUAGCAUUUGUUCUCAAACUCUUCCAGGCAGAACUUCACACGAUCACUGUGGGGGAUUUUCUACCUCCUGGAGGAGCAGGAGUCACUCAGUUGUCUGCAUCAGACUCUUUGCUGCACUCCACUUUCUGGACAGUGUGGGAGUGGUCCACUCUGUUGUCCAGGACCGUUAAGCAGCUUACCCAGGUCCUGGUACAGGCCUUAGUCUGGGAACAGGCUACCAUGGAGGACUACACUGAGAGGAGGGCACGGCAGGAGCUGCGGCUAGCGGGGACUGUGAUAGGCAUGCUGUCUGCAGCAGUGGAGUUCUGGUGUCAGCAGCACCUCAAACUGAACCAGAACCUGGUGGAGAAGGGCUGGAAGGACCUGGCAGAACACUUUGCACUCAUCAGCCAGGAUGUGUCUCCCAUGGUUCUGGUGGAACUGGUUUCCAGGAUUACCCCUACAAGACUCAGGUUGGAAAUGGCAGAUGCCAUAUUUAGGAACCUCUGCUGCAGAAGUGGAAUCGUUCUGGGAGAUGAACCCCUUUCACUCAAGAAAUUGGUUUCAUCCUACCUGCCUGCCUUGGGGAGUUUAAGUGGGAGUCUGAGAAGAACAGACCUCAGGGAUCUGCGUCCCGGGGCUGAACCCAUCUCUCACUGCUGUGCAAGCCAGGGGACCAGCUCUGGGAUUCAGACUGGCUCCAUCAGUAUCACCAGGCAAGUUAAAGAAAACCUCCCCCGAGGCCUGAACAGAGUCAACGCAGCAGGAGAGACUCUCCUCCACAGAGCCUGUAAGAGAAACCAAGUGGAGACUGUGCUUCAGAUCCUGGCACUUCCUGACAUAGACAUCAACAUUAAAGACCAUGCAGGCUGGACACCUCUUCACGAGGCUUGUAACCACGGUAGUGCUGCGUGUGUGGAAGCCUUACUAAAGCACCAUUCUGCCCCUCUCUUCAGUAAGGUCGGUGGAGUCACUCCCCUGCACGAUGCUGUGCUCUGUGGACACAUGGACAUUGCAAAGAUGUUGCUAGAGCACGGAGGUUCAGUUCUCCUACAGCAGACCGACAAUGUUGGGCGUAGUGCACUGGAUCUGCUCUCGGCCACCCAGAGGGAGGAAUUAUUAAAGAGUGCACAGGUAGGCGACUCGUCCCUGGAAGAGCGAGUAUCAGAAAUCAGGGACCUGCCCCUCCUGGAGGCCUGCUCCUCACUGCUGGCCCAUAUCUUCUCCUAUCAUUGUGAAAGGGGCCUGUUUGGCCGCACACAUCCAGAUGACAAGGUGCUCAGCCUGGGCCGCAAGUUAGCCAGGGCCCUAGAGACUAACUCCCUUCAAAGGAUGACUUCUGGGUGGACAGACCAGCGAGCAGUGAGGCUCUUGGAGGAUGUCGAGGCACUGGUGGGACUUGGGAGAGGGAAAUACCUGGGCCUGGUAUCGCAAGCAGUCAGAGAAUGUGAAGGAGAGAAUACACGCUCUCUAAUGGAGAUCCUGGAGAAUCUGAAGGCUCAAGGAGCAGCACUUUUAGCCGAUCUCUAACUCAGGGUCAAUGGUGAGCAGUUGGCUGUAAUGUUACUAAAUAUUGCAAUGAUUAUUAAUGUCAAAUCACUAUCUGUUUUUAGAUUAAGGCAAACUUAUACAGUGGUAUGAAAAAAUGUAGGCACAAAAAAUGUAAAAUAAAUAAAUAAAUAAA
Messenger RNA from Lampris incognitus (smalleye Pacific opah), 2899 nucleotides. RefSeq names its product SMC5-SMC6 complex localization factor 1 (gene slf1). The record is from RefSeq and is a predicted model, not a curated record. The transcript has 18 exons. Gene Ontology annotation, molecular function: protein binding. Lineage: Eukaryota; Metazoa; Chordata; Actinopteri; Lampriformes; Lampridae. The coding region runs from base 79 to 2745 and encodes 888 amino acids. Gene Ontology annotation, biological process: positive regulation of double-strand break repair.